Molecule: messenger RNA, 969 nt
Organism: Orbilia oligospora ATCC 24927
Lineage: Eukaryota; Fungi; Ascomycota; Orbiliomycetes; Orbiliales; Orbiliaceae
Exons: 2
Coding region: 1-969 (322 amino acids)
Source: RefSeq, a predicted model, not a curated record
AUGGACAUGUCAAUCGGCGGGGGCCUUCCCUUCCCCCUAGAUAUGAUGCAAGGAUAUCGAGGUAUCCGAAGUCUUAGUACCAUCUACAUCGACCCCCUCUGGCCCGAGAUCCUCCACCAAAUCUUCGAAACAAUCUGCCCGCUAAAAUCCCAAAGCCAAUCCUCCAAGAACUCCGAACUUAGAGACCUCUGGUAUACUUGCCGAUCCGUCUGCAAAACCUGGAAAACCAUCAUCGAAACCCCACUCCUUAUCAAUCCUAGUAUUGCAAAACAAAAGCUUAUCGUCUCAACAUUCAGAGGCGGUCUUUUUGCUACUGUUGAUGACGAUGUCUUUUAUUGCGCUUUAGGCACGGAUUGGAUUCAACAAAAGAUUAUUAGAGAAGUUGAAGAACAGAAGUUAACGCCACCGAGUCCGACGCGACGGUUCGGGUUGAGGUGUCAUACCGAAUUCAGGUUGUUAUGGAGGAAUAGUAGCGUUCUGCAGAUGUAUGCGAGUACACCUGUGGUUAAGGACGUGAGAAUACGCUCUUUCAUCCGAGAAGUCGAAGUUACCCAGCGAAAACAGUUUUUGCAGACAAAAGGGUUUAAUAUACCCGGUGCAAAGAUUAUAAGAGAAUGGGAUGGAUGGCAUUUAAACGCACCCGGUGGGGUGAUGAUUGAUAUGAUGGUUGGAUUUGUGGCGUUGGCAGUUGAGAUAGAUGUCUUGAUGCAGAACGCCAGCGAAAGGGAGUCUAUUGGGACGCCCAGGCCUAGGUUUUUGGAUCUGGAGUUUCUACAUAUUGAUUUUGGGACGGCGAGGGCGCUUGGGGUUAGAAGGUUUGAGAUACCAAUGGUUCAGGGACAGCUUGUCUCUGGAGGGAAUGAGAUGUCGGAUCUUUGGAGGAAUUUGUUGGAAGUGGUUAAUGCGGGUUCUUCUUCUUCUGCUUAUGCUUCUGGUUCUGGAAGAGGUCGGGGUGGGUCGAGUGGGUAG